Manihot esculenta (cassava) is the source of this 1678-nucleotide messenger RNA. RefSeq names its product 3,9-dihydroxypterocarpan 6A-monooxygenase. The coding region runs from base 62 to 1582 and encodes 506 amino acids. The transcript is spliced from 2 exons. Gene Ontology annotation, cellular component: membrane. The record is from RefSeq and is a predicted model, not a curated record. NCBI's taxonomy places the organism in Eukaryota, Viridiplantae, Streptophyta, Magnoliopsida, Malpighiales, Euphorbiaceae. Gene Ontology annotation, molecular function: oxidoreductase activity, acting on paired donors, with incorporation or reduction of molecular oxygen, NAD(P)H as one donor, and incorporation of one atom of oxygen; iron ion binding; heme binding.
UUAUUGCCUGAAGCAUUCUAUAUAUAAAUUUCAAGAUUUUAUUGCCAAAGACUUUUAAGUCAUGGCAACUAGUAGUGUUCUUCUCUUCACUUGGAUCAUUGUUGCCCUUCUAGUGCCAACCUUAAUCAAAAUACUUGCAAAGUUUUUCACCAGGACUCGCAGCCCUCCAGGUCCUCCAUCUCUACCCAUUAUAGGCCACCUUCACUUGCUGAGUUCCAAUUUACCAAAAUCCCUUCAAAUCUUAGCUAGCCGCUAUGGCCCAAUCAUGCAGAUCAUAAUGGCUGGAAAACCUGUUGUUGUAGUAUCAGACUCAAAAACAGCCAAGGAAAUUUUGAAAACCCAUGAUGUUGAUUUCGCUUCUAAGUAUGUUCUUGGUUUUGGUCUCUCAAAAUUCAACAUAUAUGAUGGAAAUAGCUUCAUCAACUCUCAAUACGGCACAUACUGGAGGUUUAUGAAGAAGCUAUGCAGAACACAGCUAUUUGCAGGCCCACAGCUUGACCUGUUCAUGCAUAUUCGAGAACAAGAAACUCUGAAGCUGUUAAAAUCACUGGUGGAGAGAUCUGGAGAAGGAGAUGUUUGUGAUUUAGGUAUGGAAAUAUCAAACUUGGCAAAUAAUAUUAUUUGCAAGAUGGCACUGGGCAAGAGAUGUGCUGAAAACCCUUAUUUACCAGUGGAGAUAAGGAAAUCGAUUAGAGCCAUCAUGGAAUAUACAGCGAAGCUGAGCUUCACGCAAAUCUUUGGCCCUUUGAAGAAAUUUGAUCUCUCUGGAAAUGGGAAGAAGCUUAUAUCAGUGACUUGGGAGUUCGACAGGCUAAUGGAGCAGCUGUUUAAGGAGUAUGAAGAAAGCAGAGUCGAUGAUUCAGGACAAGAAGAGAAUGAUUUGAUAAGCAUAUUGUUGGAGACCUACAAAGACACAACUGCCGAACUGAAAAUAACCAGAAAUCAGAUCAAAACUUUCUUCCUUGAAAUAUUCUUGGCCGGCGUGGACACUACUGCAGCAACUAUACAAUGGGCCAUUGCAGAGCUAAUAAACAAUCCCAACAUAUUGAAGAAGCUAAGAGAGGAGAUAGACUCAGUGGUGGGAUCAAACAGGCUAGUUAAAGAAUCAGACAUCCAAAAUCUUCCAUACUUGGAAGCCAUUGUCAAAGAAACACUGAGAAAAUAUCCUCCAGGACCCUUGCUCCGCAGAGAAUGCAACACAGAUACCAAGCUCAAUAACUAUGAAAUCAAAGCAGGCACUAAGAUCCUCGUCAAUGCUUACGCCAUCAUGCAGGAUCCUGACGUCUACAAUGAACCUGACAAGUUCAUGCCAGAGAGAUUCAUAGUGGAUCAUCGAGAGAUGGAUUUUCAUGGCCAGGAUUUUCAUUUCCUUCCAUUUGGUAGCGGAAGAAGAGCUUGCAUUGGAAUAUCACAUGGCUUGAUUGUGGUAAAUGUGACGAUUGCGUCUCUAAUACAAUGCUUUGAUUGGAAGUUAAAAGAUGGAGAUAAGUUUGAUAUUAAAUUGACCACUGGGUAUAGUGGAGCUAUGGCACUGCCUCUUAUGUGUUAUCCAACCACACGUUUUGAUCCCUUCAAGAAAUAAUGUCUGAAGGGAAAUUGCCCAGCAAUCUAAGGGCAGCUACUUCAAUCACUUUGGGUCUUUUACUUCCUUUGCCAAAUGAAUAAGUGUGUUUGUAUG